CUGUCCUCAGACACGUGACUCAACAUGCGACGCCAGAACAUGAAGGUUCGGAUCAACGCCACCGGCGACACCAUCGUCAUGAAGUUCUUACGGCCGAGUCCAGAUGUGAAGCUGGAAGGUUACAUCCUGGGAUACGGCAGCAGCAUGUUCUCCAAACAGCUGAUCGAGCUGCCAGAGAACGGAGAACCCUACGAGACCGAGCUGGAUGCAGAACCGAAGUACCUGGUUGCUGUCCAGCCAAUCCCAGCCAACGACGUGAAGAAACACUGCACAGGUAAAGUGAACCUGGAGAAGCCGCUGCACCUGGUGAUCGGCUCGGUGAGCCCAACGGCGGUGCUGCUGUCCUGGGGAAACCACCUGAAGACGCCCUACGAAGGCAACGUCAUGAACGAGUGUCUGGAGGACGGGUUCUACACCAUCCGCUACAGGGAGAGGAACAGGAAGUGGAUCUACCAGACCUGCCCAACCAGCGACACCGUCAUCGACAACCUGAAACCCAACACUCCGUACGAGUUCGGCGUCCGAUCCAACAAGGACGACCGAAGCGGCAUGUGGAGCAAACCAGUCGUCCACAACACCAACAUGGGCAAUAAAAACGCUCAGAAGCCGUACAAGCUGCGCAAUCCUCUGGCCAAGCCGCUGAAGCCUCACGCCUUCUUCCCUCCUCGUCCUGCUCUUCACAACGGGACGAGGCCUCGGCUGUCCACGGUUCUGAAAAAGCCCGGUUUCCCCGGAGCGCCGCGCACCUCCUUCGCGCCGCCGGAGAGUCGGCAGGAAAGCUCGGUCCAGCCCACGUUCCCUCGCUCGGCGCCGCUCGAAAAAGGGAACUCUGUUAGAACCGACCUGGACCGGCCAGCGGACCCUCCCACUCCUGCCCUCCCCCACUUCCUGCCCACCAAAGCCCCACCCACCGUCACCACCCCUCUUUAUAAAAUCCCCUCCGGCGGUGAAUCGCUUCAUGUCCAGACCACUAAGACGCCUUCUAGUGAACCCGAGAAGAAUCAGAACCCUGCUGCUUUUGGCCAAUCACGGGACGGGUCCUCGCUGCUGAGAUCAGCGUUGGCCAAUGAGAGAGCCAGAGCUAACACCUGGGGUCAAGACAGCAACAGAAACCCGUUGCUGCCUUUGCAUUCCUUCGACCCGGCAGCUUCCACGGUUGGAUCCAUGAGGCCGUCGCCCAGAAAGCCCCUCUUUCCCUUCUCUAAGGGCCUCAGACAGCCCAGUAACUCCGCCCCCACCUCGGGGAUACUCGGGGUAAACCGACACCUUCACCGGGGCGUUUCCCCGCCAAAACCGGCCUUAUGGUCCCGACCUGGACUCGGUAAAGACCCGUCUGUCCGUCCAUCCAGAUCAAGAGCUCCUGGUAACCUGCCGCUGCCUUGCUCUGCUGUAACUCUGCUGUACGCUGGUCCGUCCUCAGCGCCUCACGUCGUCUACCAGACCGGGAAGAAGCCAGAGGAGCCCUGCUCCAUCACCUCCUCCCUCAACUACUUCCCCGAGGACGAACCUGGCGAGGCCAACGUGACAUCGCCGCCCCGUAUGCCGCCGUCCAACCUCACUGUGGUGACGGUGGAGGGAUGUCCGUCCUUCAUCAUCCUGGACUGGGAGAAGACCGACAACGACACCACCGAGUAUGAAGUGAUCUCCACGGCUAAAGGACCAGACGGUGAGCAGGUUUCCAUCCUGACCACCAACCAGACGCACACGGCUGUGGAGAACCUCAAACCUGAGAGCAGUUACGAGUUCAAGGUGAAGCCGAAGAACGAGCUGGGUGCAGGUCCUCCCAGCGAGCCGGUGUCCUUCAGCACCGAGUCUGCGGAUCCCCGAGUGAGCGAGAACGUUUCAGGUAAAGACGCCAUCUGGACUCAGUUCCCGUUCAAGACCGACUCGUACUCCGACUGCCACGGCAAACAGUACGUGAAGAGAACCUGGUACCGCAAGUUUGUGGGCGUCCAGCUGUGCAACUCACUGCGGUACAAGAUCUACCUGAGCGACUCGCUCAAUGGUAAAUUCUACAACAUCGGAGAUCAGACGGGCUUCGGUGAGGAUCACUGUCAGUUCGUCGAUUCGUUCCUGGACGGACGGACGGGAAAGCAGCUCAGAGCUGACCAGCUCCCGAACCGACCCGGUUUCUACCGAGCCGUUCGUCAGGAGCCGGUCCACUUCGGGCAGAUCGGAGGACAUUCCCACGUCAACUACGUCUCCUGGUACGAGUGCGGGACGCCCAUCCCCGGCAAAUGGUAGUUGGACCCACAGGCGUCCUUGGAGAAGCCCGCCAGGAAGUUCACGGUCCGGACUGGGAUGGCAGCGGGGGUCCUUAGAACCGGCCGACCCUCCACCAUGUUACCCAGAGCUGUAAAAACAUGUAGAGGACAUACUCGUCAGGGAAUUAGUAACGAGAGAGCAGUUUUUAAAUAUAGAAAACGUGCCUCAUCUUGACUAUUUAUCAAGCAUCAAGGCUGAAGUGACGUCGGGAUCGUUCGGUUCCUCCGACUCACGCUAGAUAUAUUUUAUUUUGUGUUAAAGAAUGGGAAGCUGGCUCCCUGGAUUACUAUUUUCAUAACUUGUGAGAUGUUAUUUAUCAAAAGGUUGGAUUACAUUUCUUAAACAGGAGUUGUCGGGUUGUCACGUGAUUUUGUUGUUUUCAGCUGAAGUCUCUCCUGUUGGUCUGCUUUGUAAAGUCAAGUGUUCUAACGGCGGUGGACCAGUUUAACGGCCUUCACCGCUUCACUGGACUUUAUACUGUUUGUUUCUGCAACUUGCUGGAUUUUGUAGUUUUUCUGUCUCAUUAAAAGAAAAGACCCCGAAAACAAAGAGUCAAACACAGAACAUAGACCAACCUGCUCCGAAAGUUCAGCACUUGGACUGAAAGGUGAAAAUGGCCAACCAACCGUUUGAAACACAAACGUAUUCAUCAUAUAAUUCUUAUAUUUAAGAAGCAUCAUGUUUUUAAUGUUCCUGAUUCAUUGUCAGUCGAGUUCAUUGAGCCGCUGUUUUCUAAAGUGCUCACUGCCAGUUUCGGUGCUUUAAGUAAACCAAUCGUACAUUGUUUCAGGUGAAAUGCCGUAAAGCCGGCGGUCGGCACAUUGGAUGUGUUGACGGAUCGCUGCCAUGAGGCUUCUACACUUUGCACAGCAGAAAUGUAUUUAUAUGUAUAUGGAGAGAAUGUAUUUUUUCAGUACAUUUUUGCAGAUGCAUUUCCCUCAUCACGGCUUUUUAAACUGCUCUGACGCCUUCUUCUCGCCUCAUGCUAAAGUAGCACGGGAAGCUAACAGAAACAUUUGACCAACUAAACUAGAUUUAAUGAAGCAUUUCUAAAGUUAAUGUGUGUGUGCUAGCUUGCUAGGUAGCUGGGUGAGGAUGUAGCAAUGGGUAGUUGUUACCUCGGCUAUCAUGCUAACUGGUCCUCAUCCAUAGACUCCCAAGAUUUCUGGCUUUCAGGAAGCUAACUGCCACCUGGUGGUUUUAAUUUCAAAUCUAUGCACUUAUAAAUGGCGUCUUUCUUUAUUUGAGCUUCCAGUACUCAUAUGUUUUAAGUAGGGUUUGCUAGCUUACGAAGAGUAAAACUAUGGAUUACUGUUUCCGUGGCUAGCUGGGUAAUUAGUCCUGGGAAGCUAAUGAAGGCUAACAAAUCUGAAAGUGUCUGAAUAUCUGUCCUUAUUUCAUGAGUGACAUUCAUUCAGUGAUUGUGGAGUGAAUUUGUUGGCAGGUGGGAUUUUUUGCUCAGUAUUUGAAGCAGAAAGGCCCCUAGCUAACAUGCUAAUGAUGCUUUAAACUGAGCCUAAUGUUGCUGAUGUUAGCCUCCCGUCCUGCUGCUGUGAGCUGCACGGUGGAGGGAUGGAGCGCCACCACAUGGUCCAACCACGUUUCCUGCUUCCUGUUUCCUGCUUCCUGCUUCCUGUUUCCUGCUUCCUGUUCCCUGCUCCCUGCUUCCUGUUUCCUGCUUCCUGUUUCCUGCUUCCUGUUUCCUAACCUUUCCACUGACUGUACGAUGCUCGGAGCCCGUCAGGGAUCAAAUCAAACACACGGAAAUAAGAGUGUUCAUGUUUUUCUACCUACGUUUGUUUCUAUACUGAUUUUAAACAAUAAAGAAGUUUUGAUUCCUUUUUUAAAA
Molecule: messenger RNA, 4114 nt
Organism: Stegastes partitus (bicolor damselfish)
Lineage: Eukaryota; Metazoa; Chordata; Actinopteri; Pomacentridae
Product: target of Nesh-SH3-like
Exons: 21
Coding region: 25-2244 (739 amino acids)
Biological process (GO): positive regulation of cell-substrate adhesion; extracellular matrix organization
Molecular function (GO): protein binding
Source: RefSeq, a predicted model, not a curated record